This is a messenger RNA of Colletotrichum paranaense, 351 nucleotides long. RefSeq lists its product as uncharacterized. The transcript has a single exon. The record is from RefSeq and is a predicted model, not a curated record. NCBI's taxonomy places the organism in Eukaryota, Fungi, Ascomycota, Sordariomycetes, Glomerellales, Glomerellaceae. Bases 1 to 351 code for a protein of 116 amino acids.
AUGACUCUGUUCAAGUUCCCUUCUUCCAAAUGCUUCCAACGGUUCCCUUUCCUCUCUGCCCUUUACCUCUGCUCCUUGCUCACCUUACCCUGCCGCAGCUUGGAUCAAGUGACCACGGCAACGAAUAUGAGUGAAGCACUGAGGCUCUUUGCUCUUUCCAAAAUGAGGGGUUCGAGAUUUUGCGCCACUCAACACUUCAACUGUAGCACAGUCCGUUGCCGUCGCGGGAAAGCGGAAGCGAUCGAGGCCAGGCAAAGCGCAACGAAAAGCACGCCAAAGCGAACAGAUGUCCGGCGCGGGCUCAUGCACGGCGGACCGUCAUCUUGGGAAGCAGGGCUAGAACUCACAUGA